AUGAGGAACGUGGGCGGAAACAUUCGGCACGGCAUCACCGGCCUUUCCGGGACGGUGAUGUCCAAGCCUCGCGAAAUUGCUCACCUGCUGAAGAACAGGUUCGGCAGUGCCGACAACAUCACGGCCCUCACUAACGACUCGUCGGAGGGCACACCCACGCGCAGCCACCACGGCAGCUCCACCCUGCCGCCGGGCAUCCCCUCGUCAGCCGUCAGCGGCAACACCAGCGUCGGUCAGCUGCGCUCUGACGAGGGGAGCGACCUGAGCAGCGCGGCGAGCGAGCCCGGUGCCCUGGCCACCACCUCUCCGCGGCACCAGGCCAGCGUGUCGUCGGCCGGCGCUUCUGAGCUGCUCGAGCGCAAGGAGGAGUGCGACCGGCUGCGCGACGACGUGGACACGAUCAAGGCGACGCUGCAGCAGGAGAUCACGCUGCUCUCGCAGGCGCUUCAGGAGGAGCGCUUCCGCUACGACCGGCUCGAGCAGCAGAUGAACGACUUCAUCGAGCUGCACCAGAACGAGGUGGAGAAUCUGCGCCAGCACAUGCAUGACAUGGAAGAGAAGGUCCAGUACCAGAGCGAGGAGCGCGUCAGAGACAUUCACGAGAUGAUGGACAAGUGUAAUACUCGGAUAUCGCGGAUGGAGCACCAGCAGGUGGAGCACCAGCAGCUGGUCAACUUGGAGGUGAUCGGCAACUCGCAGGCGCGUGCUUUGGUCGUCAAGCUGGUCAACAUCGUGCUGACCGUGCUACAGGUGGUGCUGCUGAUCGUGGCCACGCUGGCCAACAUCACCAUGCCGUUCCUUCGCACCAGGGUGAGAACGCUGUCGACGUUGCUUCUCAUUGUGGUAAUUGUCUUCGUCGUUCGCCAGUGGGCCGACUUCAGCGAUCUCUUCCAUCAUUACGUGAACUACGUGAGGGCGGCCAGUGCUGGCACUCGGCCACCGCCCGAGCCGUAGAGACGCCGCCACGCGCGCGCGCGCGCACCCAGCUCGCCACAAACCAAAGCCUUCAUUUUAGCCACGUGCGCAGAUUUUAUUCUCAAAUUGUGUCAGCCGUAUCGCGUUGAUUCAGUGUCCUUAUGUUAGCCUACUGUGACUAUUAUUGUCUUCGUUGAAGAUGUGAUGUGAGGAAAUACAGCACAAGAUGUUUUA
Pollicipes pollicipes is the source of this 1149-nucleotide messenger RNA. RefSeq names its product transmembrane and coiled-coil domains protein 2. The coding region runs from base 1 to 954 and encodes 317 amino acids. The transcript is spliced from 9 exons. NCBI's taxonomy places the organism in Eukaryota, Metazoa, Arthropoda, Thecostraca, Pollicipedomorpha, Pollicipedidae. Gene Ontology annotation, cellular component: endomembrane system. The record is from RefSeq and is a predicted model, not a curated record.